This is a messenger RNA of Prunus mume (Japanese apricot), 1032 nucleotides long. The record is from RefSeq and is a predicted model, not a curated record. Lineage: Eukaryota; Viridiplantae; Streptophyta; Magnoliopsida; Rosales; Rosaceae.
AUGGCAGGAUCAAGCUCUGCUGAGCUUCGUACACCAGUUUUCAAUAGAGAAAACUAUGAGUUUUGGAGCAUUCGAAUGAAGACCAUUUUGAAAUCUCAUGGGCUGUGGGAUUUGGUUGAAAAUGGUUUUGAUGCUUCAGAUCCAAAGAAGGGAAAAGGAAAGGAAGAAGGAUCUAUGGCUGCUGAAGAAGAGAAGUCCACGUCGGUUGAGAUUUUGAUGAAGGAUGCUCGUGCACUUGGGCUGAUCCAAAGUGCAGUCUCAUACCAAAUUUUUCCCAGAAUAGUGAAUGAAGAAACCUCAAAGGGUGCAUGGGAUAUUCUGAAGCAGGAGUUUAGAGGCGAUAAACAGGUACGAAGUGUCAAGCUACAAGGCUUACGUAGAGAGUUUGAAUACACUCGUAUGAAGGAUAGUGAAUCAUUUUCUGUUUAUGUUGCCAAACUGUUUGAUCUAAUUAAUCAAAUGAAAAGUUAUGGUGAAGAGUUAUCUAGAGAAAGAGUUGUGCAGAAAUUGCUUAUUAGCUUGCCUAGAUCUUAUGACUCUAUAUGUUCUGUGAUUGAGCAUUCCAAGGAUCUUGACACUCUUGAAAUUCAAGAAGUGGUUGCAUUCCCCAAGAACUUUGAGCUCAGAUUGGAUAGGCACACUGAAAAUUCCACAGAAAAGGCUUUUACUAGCCUGAACAUAGAGAGUAAAAGUUCCAAGAAUGGAAGCUCUUUUGGAAGUAACAAGUCUCAGAAGAACUGGAAGGGAAAUGGGAAGAAUUGGAGUAACAAGUCUAAUUCUAACCCCAAACCAAAUGCUUCAAAUGAAGGAACCAAAACACUUUGCAAGCACUGUGAAAAAUUGCACUAUGGCAAGUGCUGGUUUGAGGGAAAACCAAAAUGCAGAGGAUGUGGAAAGUUUGGACACAUGGUCAGAGAUUGUCAUGGAAAUCAAUCUGUACAGAAGGUGAAUUAUGCCAAUCAUGUUGAAGAAGCUGGAACACUGUUUUUUGCAUGCAAUGUCAUGACAGAUGUGAAGUUGAACAAUUCUUAG